UCUGAGGGCUAGAGCUGGUCACAGCAAGGGCCUCUCAGAGACUACAGUUAGCCGAAAGAACAGCACACACUGCACUGAAGCUGGGAUCUGAUACACACAGAGGCACUGCCGUCUGCUCCUUCUGCCGAAUUCAAGCUGAACCAAAAUGGGCAGCUUUCCCUUCAACUGAUCACUGAGAGGAUGUCUGUAUGUCUUCUGGAACUGACUUGGGAUCAGUUGCCAUUUUCCUCAUAGUACAAAGACUGAAGAAGAAGAAAAAAUUGUUGACUCUUUGAAACCAAAGAUGGAGGAGGGAUAUGAACUUGACCUGACCUACGUGACGGAGCGCAUCAUUGCUGUAUCCUUCCCCCAGGCCUGCACAGAGGAGACCUACCUGAACAAUCUCAAGGAUGUCACUCGCAUGCUCAAGUCCAAACAUGCCGAUAACUAUUUGGUGAUCAACUUGUCAGAGAAGAGAGAUGACCUGACCAAGAUGAACCCCAAGACUCUGGAUACGGGCUGGCCGGACCUGCACGCUCCACAGCUGGAUAAGAUCUGCACCAUCUGUAAGACCAUGGAGAGCUGGCUGCACACGGACCCCCAGCACGUCGUUGUCAUCCACUGCAGGGGAGGGAAAGGCAGGAUCGGCGUGGUCAUCUCUUCCUUUGUUUAUUUCACGGACAUCUCUGCCAGUGCAGACCAGGCUCUGGAUCGCUUCGCCAUGCGGAAGUUUUAUGAUGACAAGGUCUCUUCACUGAUGACACCCUCCCAGAAAAGAUACGUGUGGAUCUUGAGCAGUCUCCUGAGUGGCUCCAUGAAGAUGAACACCUCCCCUCUCUUCCUCCAUUGCAUGCUCCUCCACGGCAUCCCAAACUUCGACAACUCUGGCGUGUGUCGCCCCUACGUGAAGGUGUACCAGGGAGUGCAGGUGGUGUACUCGUCAGGAGUGUAUACUAUUGGACCUGGGCACAGACACAGGGUCUGCAUAGUCUUGGAGCCAGCUCAGCUACUGAAGGGAGACAUAAUGGUAAAGUGUUACCAUAAAAGGAGUCCCUCUCAGCAAGAGGUCAUCUUCAGACUACAGUUCCACACGGGCGCUGUGCAGAACUACAGCCUCAUGUUUGAGAAAGAGGACAUGGAACAUGCCAACAAAGAUCCCAGAUUUCCGGAUUACGGCAAAGUGGAGCUGGUGUUCUCGGAGGGCCCAGAGCGGAUCCAGGGUGCAGAGCACUGGCAGAACGGUGCUGAUGUCUCUGUGGACUAUAGUGCCACAGGCUCCCUGACCAGAUGGGACUCCUACCAGGACCUCUGCAAUGGUGAAGCUCCUUCCCUGCAGUCACAGGUCACGACCCUGGACAAAUUCUCCCCUAAGCGAAACCAGGGCAGCAGCCUCACCCUGGGCAGGAUCACCCGCACCACCUCCGUCACCUCCAGCCCCGAGCACAGUGACCACGCCCUGUCUGCCAGCAGUGACUCGGGCCUCUCCAGCGCCUCCCUGUGGACGGAGCGCACUGCUGCCACAGCCAGCAGGCCGGCAGGACCCAGCCCACAGGAGAAGGCCGAGCUGAACGUCCUUCUGAGUGGCUUCGGCCUGGAUGAGCUCCGGGUGGACGACGGCAUGGAGCAGACCUCGACCCCUCAGGGAGCGCUCCGGCGCCUGCCGCAGGCGCACCUCAAUGGCAGCUCCCGACCCAAAGAGCGCGAGACGGACAUCCUGGACGAUGAGGUGUUGAUGUCGGGUCAUGAUAUGCGCAGUGCUGACAGCCUGGGCACGCUCUCGUCCUCAUGCCACCAGAGCAGCCAGAACUCGCUGCUCUCCGACGGCGCGGGCGACGACGCCCCCCAUCACGCCCCGACUGCCUCAGAGGAAUACGAGCGGGCCCGGAAUGGCCUGGUCAAGAGGACUGCCUCCCUUCCCACCACCGAAACCAGCUGCACCCCCAUCAGGGGGCAACAGUUCCAGCAGGGCGGCUACUCCACCCAGACGUGGGUGCAGCAGCAGCAGAUGGUGGCAGCCCCGCAUUACUCCUACCUGCCUGAGGAGGGUGGAGUUGGGGAGGGGAGCUGCUACCUCACUGACAAGCAAGUGGUCACCCCCAAAACAACCAACAGCGAGAGACUCACUGCUGCUCCAAACCCAGAGGUGUCACCGAGCCAGGAGAGUGAAAGAAGUCGGGAUGAAGAGUUUAACUCACUCACGGUGGACAUCGACAACUCCAUCGACCAGCUCAACCGGCUCAUCUUGGACUUGGACCCCACAUUCGUGCCCAUCCCCACACGGAGCAACUCGGUUAAGAGACACGGAGGAUCAGUGACCCCAGCCUGUAGCAACGGUGUCCUGACAGUCACGCUCGGUGAAAGCAGCAGAAACCAGCAGCAAGCUGUCCAACCUGAGAAGAAUAAACAGGGCACAGAGGUGCAUGAGCACUCCCCACCCUGUGGACGCGCAGCCUGGGAACUGGAGCAGGAGUUUGGGAACAGAGUGAGAUAUCCACACAGCAUACCCACAGCACAGCAGGCUCCUGUGUACAGACCUGACAGUGUGGAGUACAGGCAGCCCAGUGCUGGGCUGGACACUGGAGCAGAUCCAGACAUCGACCCGGUUUCCACACCAGCCUUCCCCAACUCCCCACCCACUCCUUAUGUGAAGACCAUGCCAGACCUGCCACAUUUUGCACAAAUUCCAUCUCCCAGCAUGCCUGUGUUUGGCGUCUAUAGGACAGAGAACGCGCGGAGUUCAUGUGUGGUGGUUUUGAUUUCAGAAAUGAGAGCUUAUGCAGACAUUAUGGGUCAUGAUGAGAUCACGGCAAAGACUUCCCAGAGAAUCUUCACUCACUCCAACACCACAGCAGGAUUCAUGAGCCUCGCCAACAGCCCCGCCCAGUCUUCCUGCCCAGAGGGGGCGCUGUUGCCUCGCCACUCCUUCGUCAAAGCCCAGCAUUCUGGAGCUGUGGACUUCAGCCAGAGGUCUCCUCCAUCCAACCACACACACACCCACAGCCACCCGGCCCCAGCUCCCGGUGCUCAUGGCUCCCCCCGGGGUGACCAGGGGACCAGGGUGGUGCGGUAUGGAUUCAGCCACAGCCCCCCACAGGACUUUGACGAGCCGGAAGGUUUCUGCCGGCCACCCGGGCCCCCAGGGCUCCCAGGGCUCCUGCUGGAGCCGGACGUCCCGAUCUUCCAGCUGCAGCAGCCCCCGCUGCCAGAGAAGAGGCGAGCCUCUGACUGUGAUCAUUCCAUAGGCUCCGCCUCCCCUGCACCCAGUGGCUUCUCCAGCCCUCACAGUGGCAGCUCGCUGAGCAUCCCGUUCCCCAGCGUGCUGCCUGUGCUGCAGGGCAGGGUCGCUGCGGUCAGCCCACCCUCCCUGCUACCAGAUGGACUGGCGAGUAAGCAGGUAACAGUAAAGUUUGUCCAAGAUACUUCAAAAUACUGGUACAAGCCCGACAUAGCAAGAGAUCAAGCCAUCGCCGUGCUGAAGGACAAAGAGCCUGGCUCGUUCAUCGUGCGUGACAGCCACUCCUUCAAAGGUGCCUACGGAUUGGCCAUGAAGGUGGCCACACCCCCUUCCUCAGUCCUACAGCAGAGCAAGAAAGCCUUCAAUGGAGACUUGUCCAACGAGCUUGUACGUCAUUUCCUCAUUGAGUGUACUCCAAAAGGAGUCCGGCUAAAGGGGUGUCCCAAUGAGCACUACUUUGGUAGCCUGACAGCACUCGUCUACCAGCACUCCAUCACACCACUGGCUCUGCCAUGCAAACUCCUCAUUCCAGACAAUGAUCCUCUAGAGGACGCGGUUGAGGCGGCCUUGCAGUCUGUCAGCAACUCGGCAUCUGAACUCUUGAAGCAGGGAGCAGCCUGUAACGUGUGGUUCCUGGGCUCCGUGGAAAUGGAGUCUCUGACGGGCUGCCAGGCCGUGCAGAAGGCCACCACGGACAUCAUAAAGAUGGAGCCUCCAGUGACCUCCACCGUAGUGCACUUCAAAGUGUCCUCCCAGGGCAUCACACUCACAGACAACCAGAGGAAGAUCUUCUUCAGGAGACACUAUGCUGUCAGCACGGUCAUAUUUUGCGCCCUGGACCCACAGGACAGAAAAUGGAGGAGAGAUGCAUACUCUUCAGCUAAGAUCUUUGGAUUCGUAGCCAGGAAGGUGGGCAGCGCCAUGGAUAACGUGUGCCACGUGUUCGCCGAGCACGAUCCGGAGCAACCUGCCAGUGCCAUCGUCAACUUCGUCUCCAAGGUGAUGAUCGGGUCACAGAAAACCACCUGAUGCCCACAGCCCAAUGGACCCUCGUGUGCCAUCGCACGUUACUGUGUAGGCGCCACCUAGCUGCUGUCCUAUAAUGACAUUACUCUGCAUGUCAUAUGAACACAAAAGCUGAGCUGCGUGUUCAUAAUAGAGAAAUAAAAAGACUCCAAUCUGAGAAGCUGAGGAAGAGAGGAGAGAGGACCUUCCACUGAGGCGGGCUGGUUUUUUUUGUUUUUUAAGCAAACUCAGCUAUAAAGAGGAAUUUUAUGGGUUUUGUAUAUUGUAAAUGUAUGCAUUGGUAUGUAACCAAACUGUAUUUAUUGUCUAUUUUUACAGACUAUUCAAAACUAUAUCUUUUCAUUAUCUAAACAUUUUGCUUGGAAAAAUGAAUAUGCUUUUUUUCUAAGAGGGCAAUUUAUUGCUUCAGUUAAACAUUCUCUAAUUUGUUGAUCUUUACUACUGAACAUCUACAGAUGAACACACUUAUAGCUAGGCCAGUUCUCAAAGACCUACCUAGAAUAUACCAAGACCAACAAGCAGCCUUACCACGCUGGCUAAGGUUCUUUAAUAUGUACCUGGUAGGGUAGGGUUUUGAUCACAGAAUUACAUUUGGUUUUGUUGUAUUUUGUUUGUGUGUGUGUGUGUGUGUGUGUGUGUGUGUGUGUGUGUGUGUGUGUGUGUGUAUAUAUACAGUGGGGAAAAUAAUUAAUGAUUUGAUCCCCAGCUGUUUUUGUAAGUUUACCCCCUUACAAAGACAUGAACAGUCUAUAAUUUUCAUGGUAGGUUUAUUUUAACAGACAGAGACAGAAUAUCAACAAAGAAAUUCAAAAUAAAAACACAAUAAAGGUUAUAAAUUAAUUUGUAUUUGAUUAAGUGAAAUAAGUAUUUGAUCCCCUACCAAUCAGCAAGAAAUCUGACCCCCAUAUACUGGUUAAAUUAGUCCUGUCUUUCCCAUUCCAACCUCUCGA
Molecule: messenger RNA, 5190 nt
Organism: Electrophorus electricus (electric eel)
Lineage: Eukaryota; Metazoa; Chordata; Actinopteri; Gymnotiformes; Gymnotidae
Source: RefSeq, a predicted model, not a curated record